AAGCCUAUUUAAUUCGUUGACAUACGUCCUUUUCGAAAAUAUUUCAUUUGGGAUACCAUGUUACAGCUCACGAAAACCUGCAACUUAAAUUGAAUAAAGCACUGAAAACCAUUGAACAUGAACUCUACCUAUUAUAAAAACUGCAAGCAAAAGCAACCUAAUUCAAUUACUGGUCGACCCACACGAGCGUUCGUGCUAUACGUUAGAAAAACGAUAUGGUUCGCGGUCUGAGCGCCGCGUUUGCGUCAAAUGUACGUUCGCGGAGUGCAAACGUUCACGAAACGCCCGUGUGAGGUUGACGUAAUGAUGAGCAUUGACAAAAAAUAUUUAAAGUCAUCUUUUUUCGAUGAACAAAUAGCUCACGGAAUAUUGCAACAUCAAUUCAAAAAAGCAAUACCAGCAUACCUACUUAAUACGUAAUACUUUUAAUUACACGUGUCUAAUACUUACUCAGAAUUAGGUACCAUACAUAUUUCGUCCGUUGAAGCCCUCGUACGUUUGAACCUCAAGAUAUAUUUCAGAAUUACUGUGAUUUACCAAAAAGCCUACUUAUUAAAAAUUAAGUAGAAGAUCCACGAUCUGCACCGAUACACAGAGGAAGUUAUUUCAACAACUUACAACAAAAAGUCAAAAAGGGAAUCGCUCUCUUGCUGCGAUUCAUGAGUGAAAAUUCAAGAAAGUACUAUUAAAGUCAACGAUCACUCUCGAGAUACGAGGUGACUACCAUUCUUUAUCGACUUGAAGCUAGCCAGAUGACGAGUUGAUGUAGACCCUUAAAUGAUUAUACUCGGGUUGAACUUAUAAUCAUCUUUAAGGACUCUCCACAUCGACGCUACUCGCGCAGUCGUUUCGCUCCUGAUUUCCUGCUUCAAAUAAUUGUAUGUAACUACUUUUAAUUUAUCUCUCUCUCUGUCUGAUUAAGAGAAAGCCUGUGCCCAGCAGUUUAUGUUAAGUUAUAAUAUUAAUUAGUAUUUAGAUCGCCUUAUAGUCUAUAGGUUUUACUCAAUUCGUCUCAUAAUUAAAACAAUAUCACAAAAGUGUCUUUAUAGAUUUUGGUAGGAAGGUUCUUUUUUUUGAACCAUUUUCGAUUUUAUUUAAAAUGGGUUACUGCUCUGUGUGUAAUGUUAAUGUUAAUGGAAGACAGUGGACUGGACAUUUCCGUAGCAGUAAGCACAAAAAUAAUUGUACUGCUCCGCUUUAUGAUAACGUAGAGAUCAUAACAUCCGCUUUUAAAGGACGUAUAGUAAGUUAUCGAAUUAUUGCAUCUAAUGAAGAAGCAAAAAACUUACCUUCUUUAUUUUUAAACAACAUUCGUAAACAAAUUAGAUCUCUUGUAAAUCACGCCUUACAAGUCCACACUUCUGUUAAAAUUAACUUCGAAUUUUUUUUAUCUUUUCUUUUGCCUAAAACUGACGUACAAGAAGUAAAGUCGUUUGCUACAAAGAACUUUACAAUUCACUUAAAUUUUGACUUUGAUAAUCUUUAUAACGAAGUUGUUUCUUUUCUGUUGAAUAAAGUAGGGGAAUUUGAAGAAAGAGACAGUGGUUGGACAUUUUUAAGCAAUUCACACCUUGAAAUAAAUAUAAAUAAAUAUCAGCCUUUAAGCGGUUCCAGCUUUAUCUCAUUGCCUAAAUAUAUAAGAAACAAAAAAGCAUGCCUCAAUAUACAAAACAAGGAUGACUUUUGUUUCUUAUGGUGUGUAACCGCUGCUCUGUAUCCUUCAAAAAAGCACCCAGAGCGGGUAUCAUCGUAUCCCCAUUUUCAACAAGUACUAAACAUUAAAGACUUAAAUUUUCCGAUCACUUUCUCAGAUAUUUCUAUAUUUGAAAAAAAUAACCCUAGUUUGAGUAUUUUUGUUUAUGGAUUAAAAAAUGGUAAAGAAAUAACAGGUCCGUUAUACAAAUCAGAGUCGACCAUAAAGAACGAUAAACGUAAAGUUGUACAUCUUUUGUUCCUAGAAAACGAUACAUCGUCUCAUUUUUGUCUAAUCAAAGACUUGACUCGUCUUGUUAGAAACCAAAUUACUAAACAUCACGAAAAAGUUUAUUACUGUGAAAACUGUUUGUUAUUUUUCCACUCAGUUGAACGCAUCAAUAGUCAUUUAUGCGAAGGAACUGUUACUGUUUUACCAGAAGAGGGUUCAUUUAUUACAUUUAAAAAUUACAACAGAAAACAAGACAUUCCGUUUGUUAUCUAUGCCGAUUUCGAAACAAUUCUGCGACCUAUUCAAGACAAUGACGGUGAUACUGCUAACACAACAAAAUUGCAAUGUCACGUGCCCGCGGCGUUUGCGUAUAAUAUUGUGUCUUCCAUUGAUCCUAAUUUUAACCAAUUUAGAAUUUAUCGUGGUAGAGAUUGUGUUAAUAAAUUCAUAAAUAUGCUUUUGGAUGAUGCUAAGGAAAUUAAUACUUUAUUGAAUACGAAUCGAGGAAUGAAAUUUACUGAAAGUGAUGCUCGUGAUUUCGAAAAAUCUUUAUAUUGCCACAUUUGUAAUAAUUUUUUAUGGGGGAAAAAAGUUAGAGAUCAUUGUCAUAUUACUGGAAAGUAUCGCGGAGCAGCCCAUCGUCAUUGUAAUUUACAAUUUAAAGUUCCUAAAUGUAUCCCGAUCUUUUUCCAUAAUUUAUCUGGCUACGAUUGCCAUUUAUUUAUUAAGCAGUUAGGAGAGGUUCCUGGAAAAAUAACAAUAAUACCUAAAACGAAGGAAAAGUACACCUCGUUUUCUAAAUUUGUUCCUAUCAACGAAAAAGAAAAAGUGCAUUCCUCCUGGUGGUAA
Pectinophora gossypiella (pink bollworm) is the source of this 2773-nucleotide messenger RNA. RefSeq lists its product as uncharacterized. The coding region runs from base 1100 to 2773 and encodes 557 amino acids. The transcript has 6 exons. The record is from RefSeq and is a predicted model, not a curated record. Lineage: Eukaryota; Metazoa; Arthropoda; Insecta; Lepidoptera; Gelechiidae.